AUCAUUUGAAACUUGAUGCAUUUAACAAGUAACAAUUAUUCAUUAUUAAAUUAAAUGAACAUCUACUGGGCAAACAUGAACUAGUAUAAAAUCUGCAAGUUUUUCUGAACUUUACAUUUCUUAGACCGCUUGUAGGUAAAUCUCAGAAAUACAAGGAUGAAGGUGGUUGCAGUUCUCUUGCUAGUUGCACUUUUUGUCAAUGCUGAUGCCGGCAAAUCAAGCGGUGGCUCGUCCGGCAGUGGCGAGUCAAACGGUGUCAAGAAACGUUCUUGCAAGAAAAUUCGAGCUUUAAUUGAGACACUUACAAGUAAUUUGGAAGAGAAACUGGCACAAAUCGAAGAACUUCAGGAUAGUUUGGGUUCAGUUGAAACACUUCAAAACGAUUUGGAACAGAAACUGGCUCAAAUCAAUGGACUUCAGGAUAGUUUGGAUUCAGCUCCAGCUACAAUCAGUGACCUUGAGAGUCAAUUGGCAGGGCAACAGGGUACACUCAAUGACCAAACCACCGACAUUGAUGCAUUAAAAGAGCAGUUAGUGAAUCCGUGUCGCGUCUGUGGUCAAUCCGGAAGUAAUUACUUUCCUGAAUCUAUUUGUACAAUGCAAGGAAGGUACAAUGCUGUAAGUCUCCAGGCAUUUAGCUGUGGCUGCAGUUAUAGGGCAAUCCCAAAUCUUUGGGCAUUCGAAUGUGACUCCUGUACUUCUAAAUAAACUGAGGAGUAGAUGUAACUUAUGGACAUUCGGCACAGAAGGGUAGCUAGAUCCCAAAAUUCACUGCAUGAAUCGAUAAAGCAAACUCCAAUGUGUAUUAUGUGCAAUGAAUUCUGGGAGAUGUCUCUAAACCUUCACUUGAUAACAAAAUUUAAUGUAGA
Owenia fusiformis is the source of this 869-nucleotide messenger RNA. The record is from the annotation of a GenBank genome assembly. NCBI's taxonomy places the organism in Eukaryota, Metazoa, Annelida, Polychaeta, Sabellida, Oweniidae.